AAGAGGACUGUAAGAAGUACCUGCAGAGGAAAGAGCAGCCUGUGCAGGUGCCAGCAGUGGACAGCAGUAUCCCAAAGACAUUAGAGAUGUCGGGCCUCACUACCAGAGAUGAUCCUUACGGGAACACGCCAGAGCUGUUUGAUGCCUUCAUCUGUUACUGUCAAAAAGACAUCCAAUUUGUCCAAGAGAUGAUCCGAGAGCUGGAGCAAACGGAGUUCAAGCUGAAGCUGUGUGUGUUUGAUCGGGAUGUCCUGCCAGGGUCAUGCGUGUGGUCCAUCACUAGCCAGCUCAUAGAGAAACGCUGUAGGAAGAUGGUGGUUGUUAUUUCAGAUGAUUAUCUGGAAAGCAAUGCAUGUGAUUUCCAGACCAAAUUUGCUCUUAGCCUUUCCCCAGGUGCUCGCCAGAAACGGCUGAUUCCGGUCAAGUACAAAACCAUGAAGAAUGCAUUUCCAAGCAUUUUGAGGUUCAUUACAGUCUGUGACUACACUAAUCCCUGCACCAAAAAAUGGUUCUGGACAAGACUGGCAAAAUCCCUCUUGCUCCCAUGAGGCAAAGCUUCCUGAGCCAGUUCAAUUGCAAUGGUGUGUGAUGCUUCACUUCUGCCUCCUCCUGUGCAGAGGAAGAGACAAAUCCUGAAUAUGUUUUUAAAACAUUACUCACAAACGAUGUCAGUUCUAUUGCAUUUAUAGUCUCACAUAAAGUCAAUCAUCGCUGUGCUUGUUGAUAUCAAAACACUUUGUAUAUUUUCAUUUUUUUCUGUCCAUUCUCAUGUUUUAUAUCAACUGUUCCAAUGGAUGGUUGUUGUUUUUUUUAAAUUGCUACUUUUACAAUGGUGCCAAAAAAUAAAGACUGAAGAAAAGCAA
Molecule: messenger RNA, 863 nt
Organism: Pelodiscus sinensis (Chinese soft-shelled turtle)
Lineage: Eukaryota; Metazoa; Chordata; Testudines; Trionychidae
Gene: MYD88
Product: MYD88 innate immune signal transduction adaptor
Biological process (GO): innate immune response; positive regulation of canonical NF-kappaB signal transduction; MyD88-dependent toll-like receptor signaling pathway
Cellular component (GO): plasma membrane
Molecular function (GO): TIR domain binding; Toll-like receptor binding
Source: RefSeq, marked provisional